This is a messenger RNA of Artibeus jamaicensis (Jamaican fruit-eating bat), 775 nucleotides long. It is a transcript of the gene B2M, whose product is annotated as beta-2-microglobulin. Gene Ontology annotation, molecular function: MHC class II protein complex binding. The transcript is spliced from 4 exons. Gene Ontology annotation, biological process: immunoglobulin production involved in immunoglobulin-mediated immune response; positive regulation of T cell activation; antigen processing and presentation of exogenous peptide antigen via MHC class II. Bases 75 to 431 code for a protein of 118 amino acids. The record is from RefSeq and is a predicted model, not a curated record. Lineage: Eukaryota; Metazoa; Chordata; Mammalia; Chiroptera; Phyllostomidae. Gene Ontology annotation, cellular component: MHC class II protein complex; MHC class I protein complex.
CAGGCUCGGAAGGCGCAGUUGGAGGCGCAGACUGGAGCUCCGUUCCUCACUCGUCCGGCGUUGCUCUAUUGGAGAUGGCUCUCCCCGUGGCCUUGGUCCUGCUCGGACUGCUCUCUCUAUCUGGCCUGGACGCCCUCCAACGUGCUCCGAAGAUUCAAGUUUACUCGAGGCAUCCAGUGGAGAAUGGAAAGCCAAAUUUCCUUAACUGCUAUGUAUCUGGGUUCCAUCCACCCCAGAUUGAAAUUGACUUGUUCAAGAACGGAAAGGAGAUGAAAACAGAGAAGUCAGACCUGUCUUUCAGCAAGGACUGGUCUUUCUAUCUUCUGGCGCAUGCAAAUUUCACUCCCAGUGCCGAAGAUGUGUACACCUGCGUUGUGAAACACGUUACCCUGAAUCAACCCAAGAUAGUUAAGUGGGAUCAGUAUAACUAAGCAUCAUCGGGGAGGUUGGAAGAUUCUUCUUGUGGAUUGAACUAAUUUCAUAUUGCUUUUUUUCUUUUUAAUGCUUUUAUGUUAUUAUGUUUUAUGCACACAAGUUAAAAAAAAUACUAUGUUAAUACAAAUACAAUCUUUACACAUUUACUUUAGGGUCUCUGUCUCCUGGGUUGACCUAUUUGAUCAGGGGGUCCUUGACAGCUUUCAGAUGGAGAGGAAAGGAGGGAAUUCAACAUUGGCCUUAUGAAAAAAUUUUUAUAAAAUUCAUGUUUCCCUCAAUCUGUGUUGCCUGUAUUUUGAUAAUUUUUUUCUUCAUCAAUUAAAACAAUGGUAAAACUUGA